GUGAUACAGAAUGACCACUCGCUGCUCAAGUGGGUGUCCACGCACCGGCUCCCUGGCAUUGCGAAGCUCGGGCUCAGCAGCGUGUACUUCUUUCUGAACUCGGGUCCUUCAGUUCUCAUAGCGGUGGACGUCACGGACCACGAAACGAACAUAAUGGCCGAGACAAAGAUCAAGGAGGUCAUGAAGCCGAAGCGGGUCGGCCAAGUAGAUGUGUACACGUAUGGCGAAGCAGACAGAUAUUUUGGCGUUGCUGAUGGAACACUGCCUGGCUUCACGUAUUUCGGCGUUUUGCCAGGCCACCUUCCUCGUGUUGUGGUCUUUGACGAUUCCGAUCACUGGGUCGAGGAUGCCCAGUACUUGACCGUGGAGAAGCUGCCCGAGCAUCUUCCACGCGUGGCAAGGAUGUGGAGAAUUAGCAGCACUCCUCGAGGAUAUGCCCUCUGGAUUGCGAAGAAGUUUGUGACGCUCUACCUCAAUGCGGACCGGGCAGCCGGGGCGACGCUGGGCUAUCCUGGGCGGGUCUUCGUGGUGCUGCUGCUGGCGGUGCUGGUUUGGGCCCAGGCACAUCUCGUGGUGUGGCUGGCACGCUCCGUUUUCAAUUUUUUCUACAACAUCGUAGAAGGUGAUGAGCAAGUAUCAGCCAAAGAGCAGGAGAGCAAGAAGGACAAGUGA
Messenger RNA from Symbiodinium sp. CCMP2456, 672 nucleotides. The record is from the annotation of a GenBank genome assembly. Lineage: Eukaryota; Dinophyceae; Suessiales; Symbiodiniaceae.